UCCUGGUUUGUUAUAAUUCUCACGCGGAAUUACAAUGGCGAUAAAAUCACUCAACUGAACUUUCUUUGCUAAACUAGGGUUUUUCUAUUUCUGAGAUUCUAUCCAAGAAAUUUCUUCAGGAGGUGCAACAACAAAGAAACAGAACAAUGUGGUACCAUGUGGCAAAGCCAUCUGAGUUUUUGGUCAUCACUGGCAGAGGAAUUGAUGAGUUGAAAAUUGCAAAGAAGGCUAUGGUAUGGCCAUUUCAGAAGUGCGAAAAAAUUGACGUUACCCCCGUAAAUUACACCUUUGAAGUCAAUGCCAUGAGCAAAGAGAAGCUAUCUUUCCUACUCCCUGCCGUUUUCACUAUUGGUCCCCGGGCUAAUGACCACAGCAGCCUUGUCAAAUAUGCAAGGCUUCUUUCUCUUCAUCAGCGCGAUUCCCAUGAUGUAAAAGAGCUUGUUCAAGGCAUCAUUGAGGGAGAGACACGUGUCUUGGCUGCUUCAAUGUCGAUGGAAGAUGUAUUUAAAGGCACAAAGGAUUUCAAGCGCGAAGUUUUUGAAAAGGUUCAGCUAGAGCUUAACCAAUUUGGACUUCUGAUAUAUAAUGCUAACAUUAAGCAACUGGUUGAUGUUAGAGGCCACGAGUACUUUUCAUAUUUGGGCCAGAAAACUCAAAUGGAAGCAGCAAACAGGGCAAAAGUUGAAGUAGCUGAAGCGAAAAUGAAGGGCGAUGUUGGAUUCAAACAGAGAGAAGGAUUGACAAUUCAAAAUGCUGCAAAGAUUGAUGUUGAGACGAAGGUUAUAACCGCGCAAAGAAAAGGUAAAGGUAAAAUGGAGGAGAUUAAGGUAGGAUCAGAAGUCAAGAUUUUUGAGAAUCAGCAAGAAGCUGAAGUAUCUGAGGCAAAUGCAAAACUAGCAACGAAGAAGGCAGCAUGGUCGCAGCAGGCAAAGAUGGCAGAGGUGGUAGCUGAAAAAGCUGUGGCAAUACGAGAGGCUGAGUUACAGCAAGAAGUCGAGCGAAAGAAUGCCUUGACUAAGACUGAGAAUUUCAAGGCUCAGUUCCUCAGUAGGGCUAAUGUGGAAUAUGAGAUUAAGGUGCAAGAAGCAAAUUCGGAGUAUUAUCAAAAGCAAACAGCAGCUGACGCAAUACUGUAUGAGAAACAAAAGUUAGCAGAGGCUCGAAGGAUCGAAGCAGAUGCUGGAACGUACGCAGAAAAACAAGCUGCAGAUGCUGCACUCUAUGCCAAGAAGAAAGAGGCUGAAGGACUUGUGGCUUUUGCAGAAGCACAAGGGAUUUACAUACGCACGUUGUUGUCAGCACUAGGAGGAAAUUACAUCGCGUUGAGGGAUUUCUUGAUGAUUAAUGAAAGGAUAUACACAGACAUUGCCAAAUAUAACGCAGAAGCUAUCAGAGGACUGCAACCAAAGAUCACUAUUUGGUCAACUGGUGCAAGUGAAGGGGAUAUGACCGAUGGAACACGCGCAGGAAAGGGAAAUGGUGUCAUGAAAGAGAUGGCGUCGCUUUACAGUGUAAUUCCUCCGUUGCUACAGACCGUGUAUGAGCAAACUAGUAUGCUGCCUCCACCAUGGCUCGACACUUGCAGCACCAGCCUGACCACAUCGACCGAAUCAGCUUAAUGGUUUCUCACAUAAUAUUAUUAGCUACCUUGCUGGUAAAUGAUUUAGUAGACUUAACAUAACACAUAAGUACUAGUACAUAUUGUUGGUUCAUUGGCAAGUGGAGGAAUUAACAAUAGAUUACUAUUCAGUUAGUUUUGGUGCAUUGGAAACAAUAUGAAGGUACAGUUGGUAAAUUGUGAAUUUCUCAUUGAGUAGAAUUGUCAUAGCAUCAGCUUGAGUUGGAGAGGAAAGUAAGUUAUUUUCCAGCAGCCAAACAUCAAUAAAUAUUUUUGUUUAAGAAUAUUUUACAUUUAAAAAGAAAAAUCAACUGACUUUGCUUA
Messenger RNA from Nicotiana tabacum (common tobacco), 1942 nucleotides. Its product is annotated as flotillin-like protein 6. NCBI's taxonomy places the organism in Eukaryota, Viridiplantae, Streptophyta, Magnoliopsida, Solanales, Solanaceae. The record is from RefSeq and is a predicted model, not a curated record. Gene Ontology annotation, cellular component: plasma membrane raft; plasma membrane.